AUGAUGAUGAUUCCAUCUAGGACAUUUGCAAUUUUGGUAGGUUCAGCAAUCAUAAUUAUAUUAAUUGCAAUUGAAGAAGUUCGUCACUUUACGGGUUGUAAUUGUGAUUUUUGCCAAGGAGAGGCCGUGUCAUUUGGCAGAUUCGACCUUGUCGGAUACAGCGUCGGUCUGAACGAUCUCGUCGAAGCGAUAAUCAGCUAUCGUUCAAUGAUUACAGCUCUCUAG
Dracunculus medinensis (Guinea worm) is the source of this 225-nucleotide messenger RNA. NCBI's taxonomy places the organism in Eukaryota, Metazoa, Nematoda, Chromadorea, Rhabditida, Dracunculidae. The record is from the annotation of a GenBank genome assembly.